GGGGGCUUGCCUCAACUCAAGGUCACCGAUGGCAAAAUAAGCAGUAGAGUUUACCAGAUUUAGCAAGUUUGAUCAGCAUUUCUUCAUCUUCAUUCCACCUGAACCAGCAUUCCAGUUAGAAUCUUAGAAUUCCAUCUUAUCAGUCAUCACUUAUUUUGAAAGCAUUCUCAUUAAUUGUGAUUAAGCAGCCUGUAAGAGAUGUUACCAGUAAGAGCAACAAGAAAACUUGUUUCUUAUGUUGUGAACCCAGUAUGCAAUGUUUCUAUAAGGAAUCUUAAUGGAGCUACAGCAUCAGAACCAUGGCUGAAGGAAGAGGAAAAGGAGUACUACCCAAAACCUGAAGAGGAUAAACCAAGAAUUUUAAUCACAGGUAGUUUGGGGCAGCUUGGAACAGGGCUUGCUAAAUUACUACGGAAUAAAUUUGGCAAGGAUAAUGUUAUCAUGUCAGAUAUUAUCCGGGCCCCAAAAAAUGAAUUUAACAGAGGACCAUUUUUGUAUGCUGAUAUUUUGGAUUUCAAAAAUCUCCAGGAAAUCAUAGUUAACCAGCGUGUGGACUGGUUGGUGCAUUUCAGUGCCCUGUUGAGUGCUAUAGGAGAGGCUAACAUUCCUCUAGCAAUGAGAGUAAACAUAGAAGGGGUACACAAUGUAAUGGAACUGGCCAAGCAAUACCAUCUUAAGCUUUUCAUACCCAGUACCAUUGGUGCAUUUGGACCAUCCUCUCCCAGGAACCCUACCCCUGACCUGGCCAUACAGAGACCACAAACUAUUUAUGGAGUCUCCAAGGUGCAUGCAGAACUUUUAGGAGAGUACUACAACUACAGAUUUGGUUUGGACUUUCGAUGCCUGCGUUUCCCAGGAGUGAUUUCUGCUGACACUAAUCCUGGUGGAGGGACAACAGAUUAUGCUGUGAAAAUUUUCCAUGAUGCCCUCAGAACUGGCCACCAUGAGUGCUAUCUUGAACCAGAUACAAGACUCCCCAUGAUGUACAUUGAUGAUUGCCUGCGCUCCUUGAUGGAGGUAAUGGAAACCCCAGCAGAAAAUCUGAAGAUGCGCACCUAUAAUGUGACAGCCAUGAGUUUCACACCAGCAGAGCUUGCAGAGGAAGUAAAGAAGUAUGUGCCAAACUUCCGGAUCACUUACAGGGUGGAUCCUGUUAGACAACAAAUUGCUAACUCCUGGCCCCAAGUUUUUGAUGACACAAAUGCAAGAAACCACUGGGGCUGGCAGCAUGAGCAUGACAUACAUGGUCUGGCAAAGAAAAUGUUUGAUUAUCUUAUGCCUCUGUAUGGAAAGACUUUUGGCUAGUAGAGAAUGAUAAUUAAUUAUGCAGCAAACCUGUAAGGCAGCUAAUUUGAUGAAUGUAUGGGUUUGAUAAAACAAGUAGAGAUGGAACAAAUCUUCAAAAAGUAAAUGUGUCAAUUAACUUAGUAUAACAUGCAUUAUUACAUGACAAGAAACAGAAACAUUCCCAUUUUGAUCUGGAUCCAGUGACUUGUAGGUUUAUUUUUAUUUUAUUUAUUUUUGUUCUCAUUGGUGGUUUGAUUUAAAGUGAUGAAAUAUUUAUAAUUUAGGCUUCAACUUCAGUUUUUUUGAUUGUUUGUUUUUUGCUUUUUCAAACUGAUUUGUAAACUUUGGUAUGUCACUAGUGUAAAAGCUAAAUACUUUGCUCUUAUAUACCUUUUGAGACAAUCUUUGAAACAUGUUUUUGCCAUAAAAUAGUUAUUAGUUUUGAUCAAUUUGCCAGCACUGGAAAUGGCAGUUGUUUGGUAUAAACCCUUAGGAAUCUUAAAAUUAUAGCAAAAACAGACAGAUGAAAAAA
Molecule: messenger RNA, 1819 nt
Organism: Lingula anatina
Lineage: Eukaryota; Metazoa; Brachiopoda; Lingulata; Lingulida; Lingulidae
Product: L-threonine 3-dehydrogenase, mitochondrial
Biological process (GO): L-threonine catabolic process
Molecular function (GO): L-threonine 3-dehydrogenase activity
Source: RefSeq, a predicted model, not a curated record